Molecule: messenger RNA, 1074 nt
Organism: Penicillium mononematosum
Lineage: Eukaryota; Fungi; Ascomycota; Eurotiomycetes; Eurotiales; Aspergillaceae
Exons: 5
Coding region: 1-1074 (357 amino acids)
Source: RefSeq, a predicted model, not a curated record
AUGUCGGCCACUCUGACGACAUUGAAUUCGGGUGUGAGCCCUCCUCUUACGACGGAUAAUGACCAUAACCACAGUGGACUGAUUGUGGUCAUCACCGCGGUCAAUUUGUGUCUAGUUUCGUUUUCUCUCGCAGCGCGCACCUUCUCUUCGUACCAUAGGAAUAGCCUGCAGCGAGAUGAUUACACAUUUGGGGCUCUCGUGGUUACCGCAAUUGUCCAGAUUGUACUCGUGCUUUGCCAGGUGCACUAUGGGUGGGGAACUCCGAUUGAUAGCAUCGAGACCACAAGUAAAGAGCAAAUGCUGAAGAUAGUAUAUGCUGCUGAUAUCUUGUCCAUCAUUGUGGUCGGCCUUUCAAAGGUGACAGCCUGCAUGUUCUAUAAGGGCCUAUUCUCCCAGAUGCAACGCCCAACUUCCCAUGUCGUUCUUCUGGUAAUGGUCCCGUGGACAAAUACUAUCCACGUUUCUGUCGGGAAUUCGGUGUUCCUCUACUCCCUGCGUCCCCGCUGGGAAGUAAUUACGGCCCUUGACAUUUCCACCGAGAUCUUACUUCUUGUGUAUGCGGCACUUGCAAUCCACAAAGUCAGGAUCUCGACAAAACAAAAAAUCAUCGUGUUUUGCGCUCUGAAGAGUCGGGUUUUGCAGGUCCCUUCACUAGAUUGGCUCAUCCCCAUCGCGGCAGUGCGUCUGCACUUCACCCAAGCCCAACUCUCCUCGGAAGAUCCAAGUCUCCUCGGGUCCUUUGCCACGGUCUCCACGGAGAUAUACAUAGGGCUAAGUGCCAUUUGCCUCUUGACGGCCUUUCUCAAGUCCUUUGUUGCAGUCUACGAGGACGAUAUCGGCAUAACAUAUACGUAUCGGAGGCCAUCGAAGUCUGAUUCGCGGUCGAGAACUGCUGUGCCGAAGGAUAUGCCGUCUCGCAGGAUCUCCCGUAGUGUGAGAAUAGAGCGGGGAGUAAAGGGCUGGGAGCGAGAAGAAGACCCGAUCAUCAAAUCAUCUGAGGGUAUUCAAGGGUUACAAAUUAUGAAAACUGUACAGUUAAGCGUGCGAGACGAGUCUAUAGAGCUAUCAGACUGA